AUGCCUGAUAAUUGGUGCAAUGAUAAAUGUGCUGGAAAAGGCUGGUUUUCAGGUUUCAUGAGGCGACAUGGACAAGCACUAUCAAUUAGACAACCUGAAGCGACAAGUUUGGCCAGAGCUACAAGUUUCAACAAACAUAAUGUAGAGUUAUUUUUCUCCAAGCUGUCUUCUCUCAUGGAUAAAUAUAAAUUUGAACCUCAAGACAUAUGGAAUGUUGAUGAAAGUGGAGUAACAACUGUUCAGAAACCUCGUGCAGUAGUAGCAGUUAAGGGCACAAAGCAAGUUGGCUCUAUUACCUCAGCUGAGAGAGGGCAACUUGUUACAUUUUGUGUUGCUGUCAGUGCCAUUGGAUGUUUGUUCCUCCCAUGCUGA
Macrobrachium nipponense is the source of this 372-nucleotide messenger RNA. RefSeq lists its product as uncharacterized. The coding region runs from base 1 to 372 and encodes 123 amino acids. The record is from RefSeq and is a predicted model, not a curated record. The transcript has a single exon. NCBI's taxonomy places the organism in Eukaryota, Metazoa, Arthropoda, Malacostraca, Decapoda, Palaemonidae.